AUGCCAAGACUUUUAGCGACUCAGUCCCAUGUGGUACACGGUUUCGUUGGGAAUAAAGCAGCGACUUUCCCUCUUCAAUGCUAUGGUUGGGAUGUAGAUUGCUGUAAUUCCGUACAGUAUUCUAAUCACACUGGGUAUGGUAUGCAUAAAGUGUUUGGUAAUAUAACUGAGGAAAAAGAUUUGGACCAAUUGCUAUCGGGCGUGCUGGCCAACUUUGCGAACGAUUAUGAAGCCUUACUAUCUGGUUAUCUGCCCAAGAAAGAGUCUGUAAGAUGUAUGGGACAACAUUAUACUGCUUAUAAGAGAGAGAACCCCAAUUCUGUUUGGCUGAUGGAUCCAGUGAUGGGCGACGAAGGUCAGUUGUAUGUUGAGGAAGACGUGAUAGAAGAGUACAGGAAGUUGGCUCUUUCCUCGCAUUCUGAUGUGGAUAUUAUGACUCCCAAUCAUUUUGAACUGGAGAUUAUAUGUGGGAAAUCGAUAGAUACAGUGGACCAGCUGAAAUCCGUGCUACAGGAAUUACACGAGACAGUGCCAGUGGUUAUCGUCACUUCAUGUGAUGAGAAGAUAUUUAGUGAUCCGCACCACGUUUAUUGUGUUGCAUCCAUGAAAGGCAAUGCUCCAGUAGUUCUACGAGUGCCGCUGAUAAAGUCGUAUUUCACCGGUGUGGGUGACCUGUUUUCAGCUUUAUUGCUAGACAGAGUGUACAAGCUUCUGUCGCUAUCUGACGAGGGCCUGAAGUUGGAACACCAAGUCAAUGAUGUGCUCAACGUGAUACAGGGCGUGCUAAAGAUCACACUGGCCUAUGCUCCGAAGAAUCAUACUGCAAAGAUAGGAAAUGCCGUAGAUAUGAAGAACGCAGAGCUGAGGAUCAUAGAGUCAAGACAUCUCUUCAGUGAGGAUGUGGCAACCGAGAGCAAACAAAAUUUCAUUUAUCGCGAGCUAUGA
Torulaspora globosa is the source of this 945-nucleotide messenger RNA. RefSeq names its product putative pyridoxal kinase BUD16 (gene BUD16). Gene Ontology annotation, cellular component: cytosol. The transcript has a single exon. Gene Ontology annotation, molecular function: pyridoxal kinase activity. The record is from RefSeq and is a predicted model, not a curated record. Lineage: Eukaryota; Fungi; Ascomycota; Saccharomycetes; Saccharomycetales; Saccharomycetaceae. Gene Ontology annotation, biological process: pyridoxal 5'-phosphate salvage. Bases 1 to 945 code for a protein of 314 amino acids.